This is a messenger RNA of Eriocheir sinensis (Chinese mitten crab), 5365 nucleotides long. Its product is annotated as toll-like receptor Tollo. Gene Ontology annotation, biological process: signal transduction. Gene Ontology annotation, cellular component: plasma membrane. The transcript has a single exon. Gene Ontology annotation, molecular function: protein binding. The record is from RefSeq and is a predicted model, not a curated record. NCBI's taxonomy places the organism in Eukaryota, Metazoa, Arthropoda, Malacostraca, Decapoda, Varunidae. The coding region runs from base 642 to 4721 and encodes 1359 amino acids.
GGGGGUCUUGGGUACCGAGGGCAGCUUCUUGUUCCUCCUCCUUGUCCCUCUCUCCCCCUCGGCUGGCGCCCCCGAGCCGUCCAGGAGUUCCCCAGUAUCUUGGAAAGGCAUCUCUCAGCCUGCAUGACAAAGGGCGUCCAGCCUGGCGGAGCACAGAACUAAUAUUCUGGCAAGGCUCUGAAAAAUCUUCUGGCGGGCGGCGGCUGGGCAAACUCCUCCCCCUUGCCCUGGCCACACAGGACCUGGCGCGCCCUGGCGGGGAGGGCAGCAACCACGCGGAUAUUACUUGUACUAUUUCAGGCCUCACGGAAUUAAUAACGCGAUAUUCCUCACCGCCGCUAAGAAAUAUUAGCUCGCUGAAGAAGUUGGCGGAGCGGCGACACGCUCGGCGGCAGCAACUCGCGGCAAAGUUUGGUGAAGCUGCGGCGUCUCGCGAGCCGCGGCAACUGGCAGGGUCGCGGCCAAGUUACAAGUGGAGGCGCGGCGUGGCUCGGAGGUUAGUUUAUAUCUCGCCCUGGCGGAGGGAGGAUGUGCCACUUCUCUCUCGUGGUCUCCCGAGAUCUCCGCUGACAUGAACGAGUUGUGUUAACAGAGCGAGUUGAGAACGUCUGUGAGUCUGUGGUGAUAGCCAAGGCGCCGCCAUGAGGGCCGUUGUGGCUGUUCUCGUGCUGUGGAGUGUUGUGGCGGCGUGCGGCGCGACGUUCGUUUACACGGCGCCCGAAAACUGUGACUGGACUUUGCGUGACGCGGUGCGGGAGGAGGUGACGCUCUCCUGCCGCCUCAGGACGAUCGGCAGUGACUUCGACAGCAGCAACUUCUCGCUCUCUCAGGCCGAGCACGUCACCGAGCUGCGGGUGGUGUGCAGCGACGUGCUGUUCUUCCAAUCGUCGCUGCAGCCGCGUGUGUUCCAGCGCCUGUACAGCCUCGACACGCUCAGCCUGGAGCACUGCAAGCUGACGGAGCUGCGGCCCGGCACCUUCCUGGGCCUGGACGGCAUGCGGCGCCUCACGGUGCGCUCCCACAACAGUGACUGGAGCGCCAUGGCCCUGGAGCUGAAAACUGACAGCCUGGUGGGCAUGCCGCACCUCGAGCGGCUUGACCUCGGCCAAAAUAACAUCUGGACGCUGCCGGGCCGAGUGUUCUGUCCGCUGCCUGCGCUGCGCCACCUAAACCUCACUUGGAACCGCCUGCAGGACGUGUCUGAGGUGGGCGUGUCAGGUAGCUGCGGGGCGCACCUCGUCACCCUCGACCUGUCCGGGAACGACCUGGUGGUGCUGCCGGAGGCAGGGCUGGCAGGGCUGGAGUCCCUGCGCACCCUGCACCUGCAGUACAACGACCUCUCCAGGCUGGCGGACGGGGCCCUGCUCGGCCUGUCCUCCCUCAACCUCCUCAACAUCUCCAGCAACCGCCUGGCGGCGCUGCCCCCGGAGGUGUUCAACGAGACGCUGGGCCUGACGGAGCUGUACCUGCAGAACAACAGCCUCACCGUGCUGGCGCCGGGCCUCUUCUCCGCCCUCAGCCGCCUCACCGUCCUCGACCUCUCCAACAACCACCUCACCUCCGAGUGGGUCACGGCAGACACCUUCCGCGGGCUGCUGCGGCUCGUGGUGCUCAACCUCAGCGACAACCGCCUCACGCAGGUCUCCCUCGACAUGUUCCGGGACCUGUCAACGCUGCAGGUGCUGGACCUGAGCCACAACGACCUGGCGGUAGUGGGCGAUCUGACCUUCUCGCCCCUGGCCAAUCUGCACCGCCUCGACCUGAGCCACAACUCACUUGAGGCGGUGAUGGGCCGCAGCCUCGCCGGCCUCUACGUGCUCUCCUCGCUCUCCGUCUCCCACAACAACAUCACCUGGGUGGCCUCCGACGCCUUCGACAACUGCACCAGCCUCCGCGACCUCCGCCUGGAGCACAACCUGCUGCAGGAGGUGCCCGAGGCGGUGCGGCAGGCCACAUCGCUGCGCACGCUCAAGCUGAGCCACAACCAGCUCAGCGGCGUGUUGCAGGACGACCUCAGCAGCCUGUCAGCCCUCAGACACCUCGACCUCUCCAACAACGUCCUGAGGAGUCUGUGUAAGUCAUGCCUGGCCGGCCUGGCGGACCUGGAGGUGCUAGACCUGUCAAGUAACGAGCUGGACGCUGUGUCUCACGGCGCCUUCGACACCAACAAGAAGCUGCAGCUGCUGCGGAUGGACGGCAACAAGAUGAAAGACAUUAACGGCCUCUUUGCCUCGCUGUCCAACCUGCUGUGGCUCAACGUGUCGGACAAUAGAAUCACGUGGUUCGACUACGCCCUCAUCCCCAGCCAGCUGCAGUACCUCGACCUCCACAACAACAGGAUCAGUGACCUGGGCAACUACUUCAGCCUGGAGAGUCAGCUGGAGCUGCGGACGCUGGACGCGAGCCACAACCAGCUCGAGGGCCUCAGCAGCUCCUCGGUGCCAGACAGCGUCGAGCUCCUCUUCGUCAACAGCAACAGAAUCUCCAAGAUGGGCGCCGGCACCUUCGCCAACAAGCACAACCUCUCCAUGGUGGACCUGUUCGACAACCUCCUCAGCAAGCUGGACCUCAAUGCCAUCAGCCUCCCGCCCGUGCCGGACGACCGCGCCCUCCCAGAGUUCUACAUAGGCGGGAACCCGAUAUUCUGUGACUGCACGAUGGAGUGGCUGCACCGCAUGCACCAGAUCAGCGUCCUGCGCCAGCACCCUCGCGUCAUGGACCUCGACAAGGUGACCUGCACUCUGCCCUACCCUCGGGCGCAAGAGAACCGCGUGCCCUUCCUCGAGACGCAGCCCUCACAGUUCCUCUGCCCCUACACCUCCCACUGCUUCGCCCUGUGCCAGUGUUGUGACUUCAUUGCGUGCGACUGUCAGAUGAACUGCCCCGAGGGCUGCUCCUGCUACCACGACGAGACCUGGGCCACCAACAUCGUUGACUGCUCUGCACGCGGCCACAGUCACCUGCCCGACGACAUCCCCAUGGAUGCCACCGUUGUCUUCAUGGACAACAACGACAUGCCGCUCCUCGACGCCCACCGCCUCAUCGGCCGCAAGAACAUGAUGGGGCUCUACUUGAACAGCUCCCGCGUCGAGAGGAUCCAGAACAGAACUUUCCACGGCUUGUCGUCCCUCAAGCAGCUCCACCUCCACGACAACCUCCUGCAGCAGCUCGAAGGCUUCGAGUUUGAGCACCUGGAGCACCUCCGAGAGCUGUACCUCCAGAACAACCGCCUCCGCGCCAUAAACAACGCCACCUUCGUCGGCCUGCACGCCCUGGAGGUGCUGAGGCUGGACGGCAACGCCCUCCUCGACUUCCCCGUGUGGCACCUUAAGCUGAACAAGGGCUUGAGGGACGUGGCCCUGGGGGCCAACCCGUGGUCCUGCCGCUGCCAGUACAUGGUGGACUUCAAGAACUGGCUCAUCCGGGAGACGGAGGUGGUGCGGGACGCCCGGGCCAUCGCCUGUGUCUCUGACGGCUCGGGCGAGUCGGGGCCCCUCGUGCUGGAGAGCUCGUACUCCUGCGAGAACUUCGUGGCCACUUCCAUCGUCCAGGAGAAGAUGGAGAACGACUUCUUGCAGCCGGUGCUCAUCACGCUGGGCCUCUUCUUCCUGGUGUUGGUGGUGGGCGUGGUGUUCGCCAUCUUCCGGGCGCGCCUGCGGGCCGGCAACUCCAAAAAGUGCGGCCUGAAGUGCUUACCCUCGCAGGGCAGCCAAACCCGGGAGGAGGAGGCCGGCCUGGUGUAUGACGCCUUCGUCAGCCACAGCGAGAGGGACGCGCCCUUCGUCACUGAGGUGUUUGCCGCCGAGCUGGAGAACAGCGAGCCGUCCUUCAAGCUGUGCCUUUCCUCGCGGGACUACCAGACGGUGGGCACCUACGUCGGGGACUUCAUCGUCCACUCUAUCGAGGCGAGUCACAGGGUCAUUCUAGUCUUAACGAGAAACUUUGUGGACCACGACUGGUGCAAGUUCUCCUUCAAGGCAGCCCACCUGGAGGCGCUGAAGGGGCUGAAGGGCCGCCUGGUGGUGGUGAUGUGCGGCGACGUGAGUGAGGCCGACCUGGACGCAGACCUGGCGGACCUGGUGAAGGGCGCCACCAAGCUGCGCUACGAGGACAAGGCCUUCUGGGCGCGGCUCACCGCCACGCUGCCGCCCGCCGCGCCCGCCCAGCCCUGCUUCAUCACCGAGACCAACUACAUCAUGAGGAACAACGUGGCGGUGCUCACGCCGCCCCAAACCCUCAAAUCCAGCGGCGGCGGGGGUGGCGGCCAGCUGAUGCCGGGCCUGGUGCUCUCUCCCCCCCUCAAGGCCCCCCACGGCCGACCGCCGCCCCUCCACCCCCACCCCCACCACCAGGCGCAGCCGUCCUUCAGUAGCGAGGCGGGAGAGCUGGACAAGACCUUCGUCAGCGUCGAGACAGCCCAGUCCAGCCUCGCCCCCAGCCUCGCCUCGGCGCCCAGUCUCGCGCAUUCCUACAUGUCCAUCGACUACGCCGCCUCCACAAGAAACUCGCACAUCUACGCCUCCAUCGACGAGGCCUCGCCCGCCCCGCCCCCGUCCAACCUGCCGGCGGUGCACGGCCUGCUGCUGCACCACCACCAUCACCACCACCACCCGCAGCAGCAGCAGCAGCAGGCGCCCCGCCGGCCCCUGACCAGCGCGGCGAUGCAGUCCUUCGAACAGCAGCAGCAGCAGCCAGUCGUGAGUUCGUCGUACUUCAUCUAGAACGACCCCGCGUGUCUGACGGAGGACUCGGGACGGACACGACCCCCCGCGGGCCGCUCCCCAACCACGGACACGCACGCACACGCGGACACGCACACAUCUCCCCGCGGUCACGCAGCCUCACCUCUCCGCGCCGGGCUUUGUGCCUCGCCCCGCUACUAACAAAGAGCAAACAGUGCGAGGGGAAAACACUGGAAAUUACACUCAACCGCCAGAAAGAGGGGGAGAAAAAAGAACCACAACACAACACACACAAAAAGAGCCCGGAACGAGUGGGGUUGAGGCUGACAGCGAGUGAGUGGGGGAGGAAGGAAGGAAGGCAGGGAGGAGGAGGAGCAGGAGGCGGAGGCGGCAGCGUGUUAAUAAUUCUUAGGCGAGUCUAGUCAGGCGAACGUUGGUGUGCCUAGUGCCUUUAUCUCCCAAGCCUUCUCGGGCGGUGCGGGUCGCUCACUGACCUUGUAAAUAGACUGUAUAAAGAGACUGUUGUAUAAACCUCGUGAUAUCUAUGGCCAAAGUGUGAUAAGGAAAUUUAGCAGCUUCAAAGUCAAGAGGCGAGAACGGGUAUUUUUUUAUAUAUAAACACGAAAAAAAUGAUACUUUAAAAAAAAACAUAUAAUAAACAUAAUAAAAGAUUGAUGAUUUGC